AACAUAUCGAUUGCUUCAUGUUAUCAUUGUAGACAUUAUCUGAAUAUAUAUUCAAUUCUUGUAGCAGACGAAAAACAUAACCUUUUAAGAGAUAUUCAUUUGUUAUUAAAAAUCCGAAUGAAUUAGAGUAAACAUUACUUGCCGUUGUAUUCAUAAUGGCGAAUGACAGGGAGGUAUUAAGAGAAAUUUGGGAUGGUAAAAUUCCUGUUUGUUUUACGCUUGAUUCUGAGGAAAUUUGUGAAUUACAAGGACCUGACCCAUUUUAUCUUAUGGUGCCUAGGUUAAGUUAUUUUCCACUCUGCACAGAUAAGAUACGAAAGCAUUUUAUAAGACAUAUACAAAGUGACAGUAAGCAAGAACAUGAAAUGUGGUUAGAAUUUAAUGGUAUUCCUUUAAAAUGGCAUUAUCCAAUUGGUGUUCUUUUGGAUAUUUAUUCCAAUGAUGUUGAAUUACCUUGGAAUAUUGUUGUUCACUUUGAUAGGUUUCCAGAAAAUGUGCUGAUGCACUGUCAAAACAAAGAAGUAGUAGAAGCAUAUUUUCUCUCAUGUAUUAAAGAAGCAGAUGUACUAAAACACAGAGGGCAAGUUGUAUCUAGUAUGCAAAAGAAAGAUCAUAAUCAAUUAUGGUCUGGUUUAUUGAAUGAUAAGUUUGAUCAAUUUUGGUCUGUGAAUCGAAAACUUAUGGAGGCUAGUAACAUAGAGGAAGGUUUUAAAUACAUACCAUUUCGAUGUUAUACAAGUGAAGAUAAAUAUGUACAAAAACUUGUAAAACCUGUCAAUGAAGAAGGUCAAAGAAAAACAUUGAGGCAUUUAUUGAAUGAAGUAUUUCCAGAUAAUGAAAAUAUUACAGUGUUUACUCAUGGUAUUACCCCACCAUUGGAAACACCUCUUCAAUGGAUGUCAGAACAUUUAAGUUAUCCUGAUAAUUUUUUACAUUUAGUUGUGACGUCAUAACCCAAAUUGAAAUAGCCAGUUGAUUAAUUAUCAAUGAAAAUUCUACAAAUUGUGAAUUCAAUACUGUUUUCUCUUGUCAGUAAAUAACUGGCUUUCUAAUUAAGAUCCUUUUAUCAUGGAUCUUUUUAAUUUUUAUGUGCUUUGUCCCAUAUUUAUUUUAUACAAAGUCAUAAAUGACAUUCUAAUUUUUCCUGAAAAAAAUAACGAUUAAAUGCUAUUACUGUUGCUUAUAUUCUUGUAAUGCACGAACGUAUGCAAAUUUUGUUACAAUUGCAACGUCGGACUUUAUUAAAAUUGGAUCGAUAUCGGACCACAUUCAUCAUAGAUCAAUCGAAUUGUAAUUCAACUAACAAUAAUGUAUCAGGAAAAAAUAUAUUGUAUAAAUAUAAUUA
Messenger RNA from Apis cerana (Asiatic honeybee), 1345 nucleotides. RefSeq names its product autophagy protein 5 (gene Atg5). Gene Ontology annotation, molecular function: Atg8-family ligase activity. The record is from RefSeq and is a predicted model, not a curated record. Gene Ontology annotation, cellular component: Atg12-Atg5-Atg16 complex; cytoplasm; phagophore. Lineage: Eukaryota; Metazoa; Arthropoda; Insecta; Hymenoptera; Apidae. Gene Ontology annotation, biological process: protein lipidation involved in autophagosome assembly; cellular response to nitrogen starvation; autophagy of mitochondrion.